Molecule: messenger RNA, 363 nt
Organism: Closterium sp. NIES-65
Lineage: Eukaryota; Viridiplantae; Streptophyta; Zygnematophyceae; Desmidiales; Closteriaceae
Source: the annotation of a GenBank genome assembly
AUGGCUUACGAAAACCUCAUUUCAACACUUACCACCCUCCUCUCUGCUCACCCUGUGCCGCAUUCACUCGCCUCUCGCGCUUACCAACCCUGCCACACUGCCCCAUCCGCUCUUACUCUAACCAUCAACCCACUGCAGCUCUCAUUUCAGCUCCCCCAAGACCUCUCCUCCUGUCUGGGUUUCUCCUCGUCGCUGGUCCUGCCCACGCCCUCAGACCCCUCAGACCCGGUGCUGCCUGCCUCUGCUGCGAUCAGCUCAGUGGACCGCGUGAGGGGCCCAUUCAACCCUGCUCGCAUGGAGUAUAUUCAGCAGGGCAUGCGCUGGGAGGAGUUUGAGCAGCUGCUGGAAGGCAUGCACCUCUGA